AUGGAAGAGGACUGUCAACAGCGACAGCAGUCAAAUGCCAAAAAGUCGGAAAUGAGUCGAAAGAGCACCACAGUACGCUCUGAAAGGCAGUCAACCAGCAAGCAAAAUAGUCAACCUCCUACGAGCCCAAUGUCACGAAAGUCCUCCUCCGCCGCCAGCAGUGAUUUGGACUCCAAAAGGUCCUCCAAGCUACGGCUCGAGCCAAAAUCGGACAGCAACAGUCGAAAGAGCAUCGCGGUACGCUCUGAAGAGCAAACAGCUAACCAGCAAAAUAAUCAACCUCCUACAAGCCCAAUGUCCCGAAAAUCCUCCUCCGCCGCCGCCAGCAGUGAUGCGGGGUCCAGAAAGUCCUCCUCCAAACAGCCUCCAGCCUCCACUGCUAGCACUGAUGCCGUGUCCAGAAAGUCCUCCUCCAAACAGCUUCCGGCCUCCACUGCCAGCAGUGAUGCGGGCUCCAAAAUGUCCUCCUCCAAACAACUUCCAGACCGCGACGAAUUCAAUCAGCUACGGCGCAACAUCAAGGAACUGGCGGCGGAAUUUGAAACGGAGAGCAAGCAAAUCAAGAGUAUGCUGCAGGAGUCGUUGGGUAUGAGCGAGCAAGGCCAGGCG
Molecule: messenger RNA, 609 nt
Organism: Dibothriocephalus latus
Lineage: Eukaryota; Metazoa; Platyhelminthes; Cestoda; Diphyllobothriidea; Diphyllobothriidae
Source: the annotation of a GenBank genome assembly